Myiozetetes cayanensis is the source of this 2058-nucleotide messenger RNA. RefSeq lists its product as uncharacterized. Gene Ontology annotation, cellular component: cytoplasm. The transcript has 16 exons. Lineage: Eukaryota; Metazoa; Chordata; Aves; Passeriformes; Tyrannidae. The coding region runs from base 1 to 2058 and encodes 685 amino acids. The record is from RefSeq and is a predicted model, not a curated record.
AUGGAGCAGACACCCCCCAGCAAGCCCAGGGUGACCUGGGCGGAGGAGGGUGCUGCCCAGAAAAGCGGCUCUCCAGAAGAGCCCCAUGAGGUGGCCUGGGCAGCGGAGGGUGCUGCCCAGGAAAGCAGGUCUCCAGCAGAACUCUCCCAGUGGAUCCUGGUGAAGCCAGCGCAGACGGGGACGGAUGUCAGCUUGUUCCCCCUGUCCAGAGAAGAACAGGAAGUCGUGGACUCCAUCCAGGCUCUGGACAGCCCCGCAGAGACCCUGCGAGCCCUGGACAGCGUGCUGAAGGCAAUAGUGCAGAAGAGUCCUCCCUCCAGAAUGGGCGAGGAGCUGCAGAACAUCUUUCAGGUGCUGGUGGAGUUUGCCAGAUAUGGCAUCACCUCCGCGCGGCAAGAAGCCAUGGCGAGGAUUUGUGAGCUGAGCAGAUGGAUGGACAGCUAUUCCAAACGGAAGGACUCCACUGUCAUCGAGAUCUCCUUCCUCGGACAGCUGCUGGGAUUUGUCCUCCUCGAGCCACUCGUGGGAUGCCAUGAGACUAUUUACUACCUCAGUGAAUUCAUCUGCAGGACCAGGCUAAGGGGUAAACGACACGCGCGCCAUGCAAAAGGUGAAAGCACCAGCCUUCUGAAGACUUACGAAAGCUACCGUAUCAAGCCCUUUGAAAGGUACCUCACGCGCUCGGAGAGGACGCACAUCGUCCUCGCAGUCCUGGAGCAGAGAGAAGCAGACCAUGCUGAAAAGCCAUGGAAGAAGAGUGACUUUGCCUCCCAAGAGCGCUGGUUGAGAGGAUCAUCAGCCUUGGGGGAGUUCAUGGAUAAACCGUGCUUGUACCUGACGGAUGUGCCAAAGAUUUUGAGCUUCCUUCGGAAAAGCCUGCUAACCAUCAAGAAAGGACGAGUGCAGCAGGACUUCCACGACCUGCUUCUGCUGCUAGCUGACUUCUUCCCAAGGAAGGUAGUCGCAACACUGCUGAGCGCUCCACCACGAGACAGGGUGGCCAUGGAAAUGUGGCAGAUCAUUUUCGCCAAGCCACCGCUUAGAGAAAGGAUACUGUGGUCAUUCGCUGCCAUGCUCUGGGUGGACUGGUGGCCCUGUAGUCUCAGCGCUUCCUCUUCAGAAAGCAGCUCCAUGUCUGACUUGGCUCCAUCGCCCAGCGACACCAGCAUGAAGUUUGAGAGGGACGAUGAGGAUGAAGACUUGGAAGAGCUUCGCAACGACAACUUUGAUAUUGAUGAGGAGCUUCCAACGCUGCCAGCCUCCCGGGUGCUCGAAGGCCUCCUGAGGCUGUUAAAGAUACCUGGCAUGGCACUAAAAAUGGAGUUCUUGGUGCCACACCUAAUGGAGCUGCUGUGGCUUGACCGGGAAGACCUGAAGAAAAAGGUCAUGGUGAUCCUGAAAAUACUGAUACAGGAAGGCAUGAACAACAUAUGGGCCAGCCCCCCCCAUAAGUAUCUGAUGGAGAACCUCCCGCGCUUCCUCGACAUGGAGAGCAGCGACUUGCGCGAGUUCUUCAUCUGCCGCUUCAAAGACUACCUGAGCUCUGAGGUGGCGAGGAACAGGAGCAAAUUCAAGGCGUCUCUACGGAGGGUACUGGUGCCGCUGAUCAUUCGCACCAGUGACCAGCCCCCGAGUGUGGGCAAGGCAGCCGAGGAAGCGCUCCUUGCUACAGCAAAGCUCCUCAAGUUGAGGGAGCUGAAAGAGCUGGUGAAGACACAGGAGCCGUGGAGGAUCGUCGAGUGCUUGCUGGGGAAGGACAGCAGCAGGGCUGAAGAGUACCUGCGUCAGGGCCUGGCGUACCUCAAGGACCCCGAGGCCUCUGUGCGAGAGGCGGCCAUCCGGUUCAUCGGAGUGGCCAUGCGACACCUGAGGAACCGAACCACAGACACACUGGAUGAGAUCUGCAGCGCCCUUCAGCCCUUGACGAAAGACAGCAAUGAGUUCGUCUCUUCCCUGGCCCAACAGACAAUCUACGUUCUGAAGGCUUUAGGACCAACACCACCGCCUCGCUUCAGUCUAGAAUCACUGCUCUUCUGGCACCGCCGUCCACAUCCAUGA